Messenger RNA from Drosophila rhopaloa, 983 nucleotides. RefSeq lists its product as uncharacterized. The record is from RefSeq and is a predicted model, not a curated record. The coding region runs from base 312 to 743 and encodes 143 amino acids. The transcript has 2 exons. Lineage: Eukaryota; Metazoa; Arthropoda; Insecta; Diptera; Drosophilidae.
AUAUCGUAAUCGAAGAUGGGCGAAUGAAAACCGAUCGGCGGGCUCGUGCUGGGCUUGUCCAAACAUUAGGGUUACCUAUGGCGUUUUUAUGGCGUAGUUGCUGUAGCUUACUGCUUUUUUUUUUUUUUUUGCCGUUGGCCAUUUGCCGUACGCUUUUGGCCGGCUCAAAUGCCUUACUGCCUUGGCUCGUAGGCAAAUUAAAAAUGCACAACGCAAUGCGAUGAUGGCCUAACGGUAAUUAAUGCAAUUGGUCAAUACAACAAACAUCAGAAACCUAAGCCAGCAACAACAACAAAAAUAAAAAACAAACAAUGAAUUUAAACGGAAAAACAGAAACCCAAAAGUCGGCGUUAGUGCGUCUCAUUGGUGACCUCAAUGCGGUGGACUCGACUCCGCGUUUAGCGCACGUGUUGAGAAUGAGCGACAGGAAAAUAGCCACAAAUCAUAGAAGCCGACGGUCCAAGUUAAGCGGAAGUCGACUUGCUCGAUGGGCCAGGGCCAGUUCUCCACGGUGCUCCUCGAUCUUAGCAGCUCUUUUUUGGAGGUGUCGCGGAAAUCUCUUUAAGAAACUGUAUGAUCGAGUGAUCGACGGCUUUUGCCGAACCGACAGUUCGGAUGCUGCAAGGGCUGCCCAUAAAUAUUCAUCGCCUUUUGCACAAUCUCGACUCUGCCUCCGCAUCUACCUCUACUAUACCUCUACAUAUUGUCAACGAUCGACGCCAUUUUUUGCCGACUAUGUAUAGAUUGCAAUCGCAUAACAAAUCUUGCCGCUGUUGCAGCCCGAUUUAUGCAACAAAAGCCGUUAAAUUGUACAAGUCUCGCUGGUGUCUCAGUGCCAUUUGUUGCAGCUUUAUUGAGCUGCAUUUUCUUUUGUGCACACACUCGGCCCCAAAGUAUUGUUAUUUAUGACCAACAAAGGGCCACUGUGUCUGCGACACAAAAACGAGCCCAGAAAUCAGAAAUCGGUGUACGAGUAUAUAGAA